Pistacia vera is the source of this 675-nucleotide messenger RNA. Its product is annotated as secreted RxLR effector protein 161-like. The record is from RefSeq and is a predicted model, not a curated record. The coding region runs from base 1 to 675 and encodes 224 amino acids. NCBI's taxonomy places the organism in Eukaryota, Viridiplantae, Streptophyta, Magnoliopsida, Sapindales, Anacardiaceae. The transcript has a single exon.
AUGGGAGAUUGUAAACCGUGUCUCACCUCUAUGACUAUUAGGACAAAAUUGGUCAAAGAAGAUGAAAAUUUAUUUGAAUAUCCAACACUUUAUCGCAGUAUCAUUGGCGGAUUACAGUACCUUACAUUGUCCAGGCCCGAUAUUGCAUUUAUAGUCAACAAACUUAGUCAAGUCCUUCAGAGUCCCUCGGCUAUACAUUGGACAGCUUGUAAAAGAGUGUUACGGUAUAUUAAAGGCACUCUUCAGUAUGGUCUUCUCUUUAAGAAACAUAAUCACUUUAAUCUUGAAGCCUAUGCUGAUACUGAUGCUGAUUGGGCUAGCGAUGUUAAUGAUCGUCGGUCAACUAGUGGUUAUGCAGUAUUCCUUGGGGACAACCUGGUUCAAUGGAGCUCGAAGAAGCAAAAGGUGGUUUCUUUAUCGUCUACGGAAGCUGAGUAUAGAGCCUUAAGUCAGGCUGCAACUAAAGUGAUUUGGGUUCAACAUCUCUUUAAGGAACUAGGGAUUGAAGUUAAAAAGACUCCUAUCAUUUGGUGUGAUAACAUGAGCGCUGGUACCUUAUCCUCCAAUCCUGUGUUUCAUGCUCGAACAAAGCAUAUAAAGAUAGAUGUACAUUACGUUAGAGAGCUGGUUGCAGAAAAAAACUUGGCUGUUCAAUAUGUCUCCACCGAAUUUUAG